AUGAGCGAAGUGGGUCCCUCCUCUUCGGAAUGCGGCGACGCGGGGUCGGCGGCCACGGAGGCUGGAGAGGCGUCCGAGCCUCAGGGCUGGCCCCCAGCGGCAUCGAUGCGGUGGCUCGUGGUGGGCUGCGCGAACGGGCAGCCGUAUCUUCAGGGCCCCGCGGCGGAGGGCGGCUGGCAGGGCGAGCCGGUGUGGGCACCCAGUCAAUGUGUGGAGCUGGACCCGGCGUGGCUGGAGAGAUGGAUGGCCGGGGAGGGCCCGCAGCUGGCCUGGGCAGGGGCGGUGGCCAACGCCGGCACUGUGGCCUGGGGCCAGCAGUCAACCGGGGCGGAGGAGGGGCGGGGCGGGCGGGGCCGCAUGCCCGGGGAGAUGUCGCCGCCGGCCGGCCGGGACGAGCAGCACGGGCAGCAGGUCAAGGAGGAGCGCAGGGAGCGCAACCGGAAGGCCCAGAGGGUGUUCCGGGAGAAGCAGAAGAAGAUCGAAGCCGAUCUGAACGCCCAACUGAAGGAGCUCGGCGGCAAAGUGAGGCUCGGCGGGGGUGGGUGGGAAAGCCUGGGGUCGGAUCUUCUGCUGACUGCCAGGAGUGUGGGAGGAGCGGACUGGGAGCGGUGA
Messenger RNA from Ostreobium quekettii, 612 nucleotides. NCBI's taxonomy places the organism in Eukaryota, Viridiplantae, Chlorophyta, Ulvophyceae, Bryopsidales, Ostreobiaceae. The record is from the annotation of a GenBank genome assembly.